Messenger RNA from Gossypium raimondii (Peruvian cotton), 2456 nucleotides. RefSeq names its product cyclin-dependent kinase F-4. The transcript is spliced from 19 exons. Bases 974 to 2317 code for a protein of 447 amino acids. Gene Ontology annotation, biological process: protein phosphorylation; intracellular signal transduction. NCBI's taxonomy places the organism in Eukaryota, Viridiplantae, Streptophyta, Magnoliopsida, Malvales, Malvaceae. The record is from RefSeq and is a predicted model, not a curated record. Gene Ontology annotation, molecular function: protein serine/threonine kinase activity; ATP binding. Gene Ontology annotation, cellular component: nucleus; cytoplasm.
AGAAGAAUAGAUAUUUCCCUUCAAUUCCCAAACACAAAGCUAAGCAUCAAAAAUACAAAAAAUUGUGCUAAUUUUUGCUUCUUAGGGAGACGGAGAAAUAGCGAAACUCUGGAUUCCACCUCUUCCCGUCCUCGGCGACGGUGCUUAUGCCACUUGGUUUUAAGAUUGCACCGGGCUUGGAUUUAAAAGGAUUUAGUUUCCUUUUCAAGACAUGGAACAAGUGUGCUUCUGGUCAAAUUGCUACCUUUUCCGGAUGUUUUCAUUCCAAGAAGUACUUGACUGGCGGUUUAUCAUCCAUGGAGAUUUUCUCUUGGUUUCAUUUGUCAAUUGCACUUAGUGCCCAGUCUCUUUUUAAUACCCAAAGCAGGAAGCGUAAUGCAAGUUUUUUCAGCGAUAGGUGUUAGAUCGCACUUCUGCAAUGCUUUGCUGAUACAACAUUUGGUCAAAGAUUUUGCGAAAACACCUUCCAGGGCUGAGCUCUCACAGUAGACAUUUAGAAGUUGCUUACUAAGCAUUAGCUGGUGUAGUACUUGAUUAAUUUUCUAUUGUUGCUCCUGAUUAGUGAUGUGAUGGUGGUUUACCUACAAGAGUUUGUUCUUAGUAUAUACGUUAAUUGCAAUUAAGCUUCUGAAUUGGGCAAAGAGCACCUUGAGCUUGGCAUCCUUUAUGUUGGCUGAAGCAACCAUUCUGGUUGGUUCAAAUCAGUAUGUUUUGUGGAGCUCAUGUAUAACUUCUGUUGAUGCAUUAUUUUCAUCUUGAAGCUGUGGGUUUAGUACCAAACUAUGCUGUGAGGCCCAUCCACCUUAAAACCUCUGGUGGAUUUAGUUGAUCUGCUACGCAUUUCUUUUCUAUAAUGUUCUAUAGUUUGAUUUAAUACAAGCAAUCUUCUACUGAAGAUAAAUGUCACAUGGGUAUUGUUGGUUCUCAUACCUCUCUUGAAUAAAGAAAGAGCUACUCUUUGUUCUGCUAGGCAAUGGAGAGGUACAAAUUAAUUAAGGAAGUUGGUGAUGGAACAUUUGGUACUGUUUGGCGAGCUAUUAAUAGGCUCUCUGGUGAAGUUGUUGCAAUUAAGAAAAUGAAGAAGAAAUAUUACUCAUGGGAAGAGUGUGUGAAUCUGAGAGAAGUUAAGUCACUGCGGAGAAUGAAUCAUCCCAAUAUUGUGAAGCUUAAGGAGGUCAUUAGGGAAAAUGACAUUCUAUACUUUGUGUUUGAAUAUAUGGAAUGCAACCUAUACCAACUUAUGAAAGACAGGGAAAAGCUUUUUUCAGAAGUUGACAUUAGAAAUUGGUGCUUCCAAGUCUUUCAAGGUCUUGCAUACAUGCACCAGCGUGGUUAUUUUCAUCGUGACCUAAAGCCUGAGAAUUUGUUGGUUACUAAAGAUAUAAUCAAAAUAGCUGAUUUUGGUCUUGCUCGUGAAAUAAGCUCACGUCCACCGUACACCGAGUAUGUCUCAACACGCUGGUAUCGUGCCCCUGAAGUACUUCUUCAAUCAUACCUAUACACUUCAAAAGUUGAUAUGUGGGCGAUGGGUGCAAUCAUGGCUGAGUUGUUCACCUUACAUCCUCUUUUUCCUGGCACAAGUGAAGCAGAUGAAAUUUACAAAAUUUGCAGUGUAGUAGGCACUCCAACUGAAGAUUCAUGGCCAGAUGGGCUUAAUCUUGCAAGAACUAUAAACUACCAGUUCCCGCAGUUCGAUGGGACACAUCUGUCUGUGUUGAUUCCAUCAGCAAGUCAUGAUGCAAUAAACCUUAUUACAUCUCUCUGUUCGUUGGAUCCUUGCAGAAGGCCAACUGCUGCUGAGGCCCUUCAACAUCCUUUCUUUCAGAGUUGCCUUUAUGUUCCACCCUCUCUACGUCCUAGAGCAGCUGUUUCUAGAACUCCUCCACCUGUUGGGGUGAGACAAAAAUUGGAGCAGCAAUCAGCUAGGAGGUUUUCUGGGGUUCUACCGAAUGCAGGGCUCACUGGCAAUCUUUCUCUGAAGUCAAAUGCAUCUAUGGGCACAAUCACAGGUGUGCAACGCAAGCUGGAGAUGGUUAAUCAGAGUGAUCAUAAAUCCUUGAAGAACACUGUGAAACAAACAAGGUAUCGACCACCUGGAAGAAAGAGUCCAAUGUCCAUCGGCAAGCAUAGAACUACUGUUGGAGCUUCGGAUGUAGUGGAGAAGUUGGCAAAUGUGACCAUUGUAAAUCGCAGGCAAAGGCCAGCAGCAAUGAAAGCUGGGGUACAGUGGACUGCGCAAUCUAAGAAUGACAUGUUUCUUAGACCAACCCAACAGAUACAGUCUGGAGGAAGUUUUACCAGAAAAGUAGUGGGGUGAGAUGGGUGGUGGCCCAGCAUCUUGGUUUAUUGUUAUGUAUGUGUAAUCGGAGUCCAAAUAAUUUUCUUUUAUGGAAAUGAACGCUGUUUGAGUGCUUUCGUGGUAAUAUAAUACUUGGUUUUCUGUUUCGGUUAUGAAA